AUGGCAAAUACAGUUCAAACUUUAUUUAGCCAUUCUCUAACACCCCUGGGUACAGUUAAGAUGACGUCAAGAAAAAACCUUUCAGAAAAUGAAAUUCAAAACCUCCUUCUGGACGUUCGUGAUGAAGAUGAAGUGUUUCUUGGGGAUGAAUUAGAAGAUGAACUGGAUGAAAUUAUUCCCGAUUUUCGCGAUGAACAGGUUCCUGUCGAAGAGGAUGGCUCUAACCAUGAAACAGAUCUUGAAAGUUCGGAAGAAGAAAUUGAAGAGGAUAUUGUCCAGGUUAGAAUCACAAAUUCUCCAGUAACAGUUCUUACAGUACCCGAAGUUUUGCGAGGUAAAGGAACAAAAAAGCAAAGAACUAGCGAAAUAUUUCUAUGGUAUGGGACUCAUCGCCGUUCCUCGCGUACUCCACAAAGAAAUAUAAUAUUUCAUGCACCAGGAAAUAAAGCUCUUGCUAAAUUUACUACCAGUGCCUUAGAUAGUUGGAAAUUAUUUUUUUACGGAUGA
Parnassius apollo (apollo) is the source of this 507-nucleotide messenger RNA. NCBI's taxonomy places the organism in Eukaryota, Metazoa, Arthropoda, Insecta, Lepidoptera, Papilionidae. The record is from the annotation of a GenBank genome assembly.